ACUCACUCACACACAAUGUGCCAUCCUGACAAGGCUUUUACUUCUGAUAAGCUCCAAUGUGUGUUUAAUGAAUACAAAGCCGCGGUCUGGGUGCCGCCUCGGCCGCGGCCGCUCUCCCGCGCUCCUUUGCCAGAAGCUGGCGGAGAGAAUUUACAUUUAAAGAUUAGCAGAGUGAGAAAGAGAAAUCUGCCUUUUGUUGUGUGGGGUGAGGAGGAGGCAUACCCUGGCCUUGACGCUAUCUCCCAUCACCUCUGCUAUCCAGACAGGACUCACCGAGAUCGUACUGAGAAGCACUCCACAAUGCCAGACUCACCUGUGGAUGUGAAGACGCAAUCUAGGCUGACUCCUCCAACGAUGCCACCUCCCCCAACUACUCAAGGAGCUCCAAGAACCAGUUCAUUUACACCGACAACGUUAACUAAUGGCACGAGCCAUUCUCCUACAGCCUUGAAUGGCGCCCCCUCACCACCCAAUGGCUUCAGCAAUGGGCCUUCCUCUUCUUCCUCCUCCUCUCUGGCUAAUCAACAGCUGCCCCCAGCCUGUGGUGCCAGGCAACUCAGCAAGCUGAAAAGGUUCCUUACUACCCUGCAGCAGUUUGGCAAUGACAUUUCACCCGAGAUAGGAGAAAGAGUUCGCACCCUCGUUCUGGGACUAGUGAACUCCACUUUGACAAUUGAAGAAUUUCAUUCCAAACUGCAAGAAGCUACUAACUUCCCACUGCGACCUUUUGUCAUCCCAUUUUUGAAGGCCAACUUGCCCCUGCUGCAGCGUGAGCUCCUCCACUGCGCAAGACUGGCCAAACAGAACCCUGCCCAGUACCUCGCCCAGCAUGAACAGCUGCUUCUGGAUGCCAGCACCACCUCACCUGUUGACUCCUCAGAGCUGCUUCUCGAUGUGAACGAAAACGGGAAGAGGCGAACUCCAGACAGAACCAAAGAAAAUGGCUUUGACAGAGAGCCUUUGCACUCAGAACAUCCAAGCAAGCGACCAUGCACUAUUAGCCCAGGCCAGCGGUACAGUCCAAAUAACGGCUUAUCCUACCAGCCCAAUGGCCUGCCUCACCCCACCCCACCUCCACCUCAGCAUUACCGUUUGGAUGAUAUGGCCAUUGCCCACCACUACAGGGACUCAUAUCGACACCCCAGCCACAGGGACCUCAGGGACAGAAACAGACCUAUGGGGUUGCAUGGCACACGUCAAGAAGAAAUGAUUGAUCACAGACUAACAGACAGAGAAUGGGCAGAAGAGUGGAAACAUCUUGACCAUCUGUUAAACUGCAUAAUGGACAUGGUAGAAAAAACAAGGCGAUCUCUCACCGUACUAAGGCGGUGUCAAGAAGCAGACCGGGAGGAAUUGAAUUACUGGAUCCGGCGGUACAGUGACGCCGAGGACUUAAAAAAAGGUGGUGGCAGUAGCAGCAGCCACUCCAGGCAGCAGAGUCCUGUCAACCCAGACCCAGUUGCACUAGACGCGCAUCGGGAAUUCCUUCACAGGCCUGCGUCUGGAUACGUGCCAGAGGAGAUCUGGAAGAAAGCUGAGGAGGCCGUCAACGAGGUGAAGCGCCAGGCGAUGACGGAGCUGCAGAAGGCCGUGUCUGAGGCGGAGCGGAAAGCCCACGACAUGAUCACGACAGAGAGGGCCAAGAUGGAGCGCACGGUUGCCGAGGCCAAACGGCAGGCGGCGGAGGAUGCGCUGGCAGUUAUCAAUCAGCAGGAGGAUUCAAGCGAGAGUUGCUGGAAUUGUGGCCGUAAAGCGAGUGAAACCUGCAGUGGCUGUAACACAGCCCGAUACUGUGGCUCAUUUUGCCAGCACAAAGACUGGGAGAAGCACCAUCACAUCUGUGGACAGACCCUGCAGGCCCAGCAGCAGGGAGACACACCUGCAGUCAGCUCCUCUGUCACGCCCAACAGCGGGGCUGGGAGCCCGAUGGACACACCACCAGCAGCCACUCCGAGGUCAACCACCCCGGGAACCCCUUCCACCAUAGAGACAACCCCUCGCUAGACGUGAACUCAGAACUGUCGGAGGAAAGACAACACAACCAACGCGAAACCAAUUCCUCAUCCUCAGAUGCUCAAAGUUGUUUUUUUUGUUUGUUUGUUUAUUAGAUGAAUUAUCCUAUUUCAGUACUUCAGCAAGAGAGAACCUAACUGUAUCUUGAGGUGGUAGUAAAACACAGAGGGCCAGUAACGGGUCGUAAUGACUUAUUGUGGAUAACAAAGAUAUCUUUUCUUUAGAGAACUGAAAAGAGAGCAGAGAAUAUAACAUGAAAUGAUAGAUUUGACCUCCUCCCUGUUAUUUUCAAGUAGCUGGGAUUUUAAACUAGAUGACCUCAUUAACCGAUGCUUUACCAAACAGCAAACCAAGAGAUUGCUAAUUGCUGUUGAAAGCAAAAAUGCUAAUAUUAAAAGUCACAAUGUUCUUUAUAUACAAUAAUGGAAAAAAAAAAAGAGGAAAACCCUCAAGGGCAUGAGCAUUGGAUACAGCAGUAGACAUUUUAACAAGAAGAUGAAUGGCGUCCGUGGGUUGCUAACUGAACUUUGAAGACCCGCUACAAAACGCGCAGAUGUGCAGCAGAUUGGAAGGAGACACAGAUGUUCGGUUUUUUUCCUGUUUCUGAAACGAAAUAAUAAUAUCCAGGUCAACAGAAUGAAAAA
Messenger RNA from Pongo pygmaeus (Bornean orangutan), 2657 nucleotides. RefSeq names its product RUNX1 partner transcriptional co-repressor 1 (gene RUNX1T1). The record is from RefSeq and is a predicted model, not a curated record. Gene Ontology annotation, molecular function: transcription corepressor activity. NCBI's taxonomy places the organism in Eukaryota, Metazoa, Chordata, Mammalia, Primates, Hominidae. Gene Ontology annotation, cellular component: nucleus. Gene Ontology annotation, biological process: negative regulation of DNA-templated transcription; DNA-templated transcription.